UUUUCCUACUAAAAACAAAAAUUCAACUUUUUUAUAUAGUUAUUGUACACUUUUCAUAUCUCCAAAAUUUAGUAUUUAUAAUUUUUUUUGGUGACUAUAAAAUCAAGACGAUAUAAAUCUUAGUAAUUUGUUUGACAAAUAUAUUUUUUCCAUCCCGAAAUGCUAAUCUUUUUACUUUCUAGUGGGCAAUAUAUACGAGAUUAUCUCAAAAUUGUAACAAAAAAUAAUAAUGUUGGAAUUAACUCAAAAUAAAUAUGAAGAAAAUAAAAUAAGAAUUGGGCUUAGCUCAGCUUUUCUUCUUUGUUUCAACUUUCAAGUCUCUGUUUUUGACUCUUUUACUCUCUCUCACGAGUCACGCCACCGCUUUAUCGAAAAAAGGCGUCUGCUUUUACGUUUUCUACUUCACAGCAAUGGCGGAUUGGGCUCCAGUUCUCGUCGGAGUUGUAUUAUUCGUUAUCCUUUCUCCGGGACUUCUUUUCUCGUUGCCCGGACAUCACCAUACUCUCCAAUUCGGCGGCAUGAAAACCAACGGCAAAGCCAUCGCCGUUCACACACUCAUCUUCUUCGCUGCUUACACCAUCUUGAUCCUCGCUGUCAAUCUCCACAUCACUACCGGCUAAUUUAUGGGCCGAAAUAAAGGUAACCCUUUUGCUGAAUCUGAGCUCUCUCCCUCUCAGGAAUCUUCUGAGAUCUGGAACUCUGUUUUUAGGGAUUUGUAUACUUUACUCUGUUCUCUAGUUUGUGUUGUGCAUUGAGUUAAUACUGAAAAAUGUAAUAAUCAUUAAGCUUGUAUUGAUGUCAUUAAGUUAUAAUGCAAAAUUUGAUGUUUGAUUCCAUCUUUGCUAUUGAAUUGUGAAAUACAAAAUCACAUAUUUUUAGUUGUCUAUACAAUAUUUACCUUGAAACCAUAUCAGCAAAGAAGCAGAGAUUAGUGAAAAAUGUGGGAACAAACCAAAUUUGUAACUAAAUGAAGAUGCUUUAUGUUACGUUAUUACAUGCUGAAGCUACGAGAGAUCAGAGGAUAUUGUUAUCUCAUUUGAAUUGUGGAAAACAAAAUUACCGAUUAUUUAUUUGUGUACAACCUUUUUAAAUCACCCUGCUUGAGACCCUAUGAGCCAAGAAUCAGAGAUUAGGAAUAAAAAGAAAAGAAAAAAUAGAUGAAGGCGAAGUUGAGUCCAAAGAAGCUGUCUUUGUUACACUACAUGAUCAGAAAUGGAUGUGAAUUUGUAUGGCAAUGAUCAAGAUAGUGAGUAUACAGAAGUAAAUAAUGGCGUGGACCAAAAUCGAAAUCCCGCUUGUGCUCAUGUUCCCGAAUUCCAUCACUCUUGUCCUUGCCGGUAGCUGAAAUAGCAAUCCUGGUGAGAGUAGGAUGAACAGAGCCACUGCUACAAUCACAGGUCCCCAGUCUGCACUCAUAUCUCAACAAAAUCUGUUUUUUGAAAUGAGUUUUUGUAUAACAGGUUCUUGUGUUUUGGUGGCAGGUGAAAAUGGAAGAUGAAACUGAGAAUGGAGAAGCUUGCUAGUGUUUUAUGUAGAGUUAUGGGUUUCUUGGUGGCUAAGGAGAGGAAUUGGUUUAGAUGCUAAGCUUUGUGAAGACUACAAAAGAAAGGUUCUGUAGUAGUAGUAGUAGUUUCUUGACUUUAAAC
Molecule: messenger RNA, 1646 nt
Organism: Arabidopsis thaliana (thale cress)
Lineage: Eukaryota; Viridiplantae; Streptophyta; Magnoliopsida; Brassicales; Brassicaceae
Exons: 2
Coding region: 230-637 (135 amino acids)
Source: RefSeq, marked reviewed